GUGGCAUGAGGCAGUGGAAGCUGGCCUCCAUCUUCGUCGCCAUGCCUGCUGUUGUUCUCUGCAUGAUUAAUGUCUACCUCUCGCAUGAACAUCACGAGCGUCCCCCAUUCAUCCCCUAUGAACAUAUGCGAAUCAGAACCAAGAGAUUCCCAUGGGGUGAUGGGGUGAAGUCGCUGUUCCACAACCCUCACACCAAUGCGCUGCCUGAUGGAUACGAGGAUGUCGAUGAACACUAAAUAAGCCAUUUAUUUAUGUCACUUGAAUAAUCGUUUCCAUUUCUUAUUUUAUCAUGGAAGCUAAUGCCACGAUAGGUAUUAAAAUCAGUUUCAAGUUCCAUUUUCUUAUUAUAUUUUGGAAAAUGGCAGUGGUUUGUAGUGAUUGACUUUGGCAGGAUAGGACUAUUAUUGUAAAUAAAAAUAAGGAUUGAGUGGAAUAAAACUUCCUUAAAUGUGA
Messenger RNA from Hyalella azteca, 453 nucleotides. RefSeq names its product cytochrome c oxidase subunit 6A2, mitochondrial (gene levy). Gene Ontology annotation, biological process: mitochondrial electron transport, cytochrome c to oxygen. Lineage: Eukaryota; Metazoa; Arthropoda; Malacostraca; Amphipoda; Hyalellidae. Gene Ontology annotation, cellular component: mitochondrial inner membrane. The record is from RefSeq and is a predicted model, not a curated record. Gene Ontology annotation, molecular function: enzyme regulator activity.